Molecule: messenger RNA, 796 nt
Organism: Neohortaea acidophila
Lineage: Eukaryota; Fungi; Ascomycota; Dothideomycetes; Mycosphaerellales; Teratosphaeriaceae
Exons: 1
Coding region: 73-585 (170 amino acids)
Source: RefSeq, a predicted model, not a curated record
CCGGAUAGGUUCCGUUAAUAGGGCACGCAGGCUGACUACAUCCUCCCUCGUGGCUGCGUCCAAAUACACAGUAUGCAUUGCAUCGCCUUGGAGGAAGGAUAUAUAGCUGCAGCCUUCCGUGUGCUUCAUGUUCUGACACCAGCCUCAUCUCACUGCGACACUUGCCCACUCCUCAUCCUCACCCAACUCAACAACCAAACAACCCAUUUCUAUCCCAACUCUCGAAAGCAUAAGAUCCAGUCAUCUUUUCCUUUGCACCUUCAGGCAUCAGCGACGCUUUUCCAGCGUUCGCCUUUUCGUAUUUCUUAUUCUUCAUCAUCACCAUCUCUCGCUUUUCGUAUCUCCUCUUCCAAACAAACUUAUCAGAAACACAAUCAACCAUGGGUCGCGGCGGCUACAACAAGAGCGCAUUUCAACCCAGCACCUCAGCAUCUCCAUCCAGUCCCCUACCCUCACAAACCGCAUCGAAGAGCAUCAGGUCCACCAGCCCCGCCCGAAGCGGUGACGACAGUGGCCGAGGCGGCUACAACUAGUCUCCUCGUGCUCGACAACGAACACCAAACUUCUCGGCCCCUUCUCUGGUAGAAGGGGACUUUCCCUUGCAUUAUGAGAGGCGGUUUUACUUUCGAUCACGACCUAUCGGGCUGCGGUGUUUUCGAGCGAGGUGGAGUUUACAUGAUUUCAACUACGAUGAUGUUCAGCGACACAAGCAUUUCUCGGCGCGCAGCAGGUUACGGUGGUGCGCAUUUCUGGAGCGGAUAGAUGGGCUUGUAUGCAUUUCCAGGGUCUGAGAGAU